Haemonchus placei is the source of this 651-nucleotide messenger RNA. Lineage: Eukaryota; Metazoa; Nematoda; Chromadorea; Rhabditida; Trichostrongylidae. The record is from the annotation of a GenBank genome assembly.
AUGAUAAUGUCACUCAAAGCCAGGAAACGAGAAGUUGGAACACAGAUCGCUCUUCUAGAUAUGAAUCGUACCCACCUCACCAACGAAGGCUCCGGCCACGAUAAUGCCGGCCACAUGAGCGAAGACGAAUAUUACGACACUGACGAUUCAGUCGUCGACAAAGCGAGCAAACGAACGUUGGAGAAUCUCAACCAACAUCAAAAUUAUCCCUUUACAGAACCCAAUCUAAUGGAACUCUCCCCACUAUUGAAAAUAAGACACCCACUAAUGAAACUUCCUCAAUUCGACGGUGAAAACAAAUCAUGGGAAGAGUUUUGGGUUACUUAUUCACUCAUAGUUGACCAAAAUACGCAACUCGGAGAACUAGAAAAGAUCCUCUACCUCAAAGAUGCAAUACGUGGCAAAGCAUCCAACGCAAUAAAAAGCAUCCUAAUGAAAACAUCCAACUACAAAUUAAUUGUCGAGAUAUUGAAGAGGAAGUUUGGUAAUAAAGGCAAUAAUAGAUCGCUAAAAGUGCAAAAACUGCUGCACCUGCCUAAAGAAGGCGCUACAGCAGAAAAGUGUGCAGAAACACUCAAUAAGAUAAACGACCUCGUACACCAAAUGAUUGCUACAGGAUAUGUCGUAUUGAGAAAACGUGAUCCUAUCUAA